ACAGGUCUUUUAAGAGUCUUUAAAGCAAUCACGUCAGAGUAUUCCACCACAGUGAUGUAACACUAUUCGAUGUGUUUCCAGUAGGUCUCCGUGCUCUUUGGUCACGGAUCAGAUGGGUUUAUAAAAGGACCAAGGCUCAAUCCGUCUGCGCCUCCCUUUUGGUGUCUUCUUAACAUUGCCGCACACACAUACACACACACUCUCUCUCUCUUCGCUUUGUGCAGUAGCUGUUAACUCCACUGGGAACCUCACAGCACACUGGCAGACAGACACAUCAGGAAACGCUCUAAAUAGAGAAGAACGCCGCACGAUUGCUUCUGACCGGAAUACAACAUCUCGCGAAACAAACGAAAUACACAUUUGAAGAAGGAUGACAGAGGUGAUGAACACCUGUGAGCCGGGCAUGGAGGACUUCAGUGUGCCUGCUGCCACUGGAAACCCAAGCAUCUCCUUCCAGAUCUUUCCGGACUCCCACGAGAGGUACCCCAAACUGUCCAAGCGCCUGCCGUCCAUCGUGGUGGAGCCCACGGAGAGCGGCGAGGUCGAGAGCGGGGAGCUCCGCUGGCCCCCUGAUGACCUCAGCUCCGCAGACAUCCCCGGGGAGACCCCGCCGCCUUGCUGCAGCCAGGCCUCGCCCCCCAAACACAGCCAGAUGACAGAUAAGGAGCUGAGUCCGGACAGCGAGGACAGCCAGGGAGAGGCCGGGGCUGUGGGCGGGGACUCCAACUAAUCCGUGUGACCACCACCCCUCCAGCUUUCACUGUGAAUGUCUCCAGACAGGCAGGAGCGAGGAAGAGAGGCGGGGCUCUGGCACUGGAGCGGCCAACCCCAGCGGGUACAUUUCCGUUCCUCUUGGUGGUGCACAGCUCUGUAAAACUGUCUUAAAUAGCUCACUUGUGCCAAACUCUGGUGGUAGCUAGCUACAAAUAGUUUGUACAAACACCUGGCUGUUGUUGGUUUUUAUUAUUAUUAUAAUUUACAUGCAUAUCCAUCUAUUUGAUACCCUUUUCAGUUUAUUUUUUUUUCUCCUGAAUUUUUGUUGUUCAUAGCCAUUAAUUGCUUUGAUAUUUACACACAGAUUUAUAUUCACAAUUGUGUGUGUUGUGUACACUGGCAUUUAAAAAAUAUCUGCCUCUGAUGCUGACCUAGAAUGCUCCGGGUGCUUCUUCUGUACCAACCUGAGCCUGCUGCUGAGGUGUAGAAUGUGUAUGUCGCUCUCGUUGUAUUGAUUUAAUGCAGGAUGCCUGCUCAUUUCUGGCAUUAAAAAAAAAACAUACCACUCUGUAUACUGUACAUCUGAUUUUGAAAAGCAGUAUUUUAAAAGAAUUUACUUACUAUUAAUUCCAAACACAUUCCAAAAUAUUAAGCACAGUGACAACAAAACUAUAAUCAAAUUCAGAACAAAAAAAACAAACCUUUCCUCUAACCGUUCUUCCAACUGACUUGAAUAGCAUUGUGUUACACUGGACUGCUGCAUUAAAAAAUCUCCUAUGUAAUGGUGUUGAAAUAAUGAGAAUGGGGGGCUAUGGCAGGGGUCAAAAUAAGACCUGUAUUUAAUUAUGUUCAUAUUUAAUGGAGGGGUAGGCACUUUGUAACUUUUGAAAAAUUGAUAUCUUGCACAAAAGCAGUCUGUCUACUGCACGAUGUCUGCUUCCAUCUCUGCAACACACAAGCUUCUCCUUUGCUGUAGUAGUUGCCAUCUGUGGUCUUGCAGUCAACCCGUGUGCAUUUAACGCAUAGGUUUUUACUCCCUGUUCGGACAUAGGCACUGCUCACUAAAGACGUGCUAUCUCUGCUGGUGAGCCUGAAACCGGUGGUUCUUGGGUGUUGUUUUGCUUUAGAGAGACUUUCAGAGGGCAGAAAUUAGUAAUAAAGAAUAAUAUUGACCACGUAAGUAAUAACUUCUCUUUGUAUUAUAGGAAAGUAAAUGUCUAUAAAGUAAUAAUUCACUUAUUAAGUCUUAUUUGAUAUUGGAUAGACAUGCAUUUUCUUUCAUUGUCACAGAAAAUAAAUAAUGAUAUUUUAAAUUUGUAUUAAAUAUACUACAUUGUUGACCAAUAUGAAUUGUACAAACACCCUCCUCAACAUCUGUAUAUGUUGCUAUAAAAUGAGGAUAACUUUAUAAUAAACUCUGGUGUUGAAUAGA
Molecule: messenger RNA, 2146 nt
Organism: Conger conger (European conger)
Lineage: Eukaryota; Metazoa; Chordata; Actinopteri; Anguilliformes; Congridae
Exons: 4
Coding region: 371-730 (119 amino acids)
Source: RefSeq, a predicted model, not a curated record